GCGCUCAUGAAAGCAUCACAGCAGCCUGCGGACAGAUGAUGUCAGUUUAUGGGCUGUAGGGGUUUCUGCAUCACCACCAUGUGUGCCUACAACGAGUAGGGCUACUGCUGGCCGUCAGCGGGCAGGCAGAGGAGAAGAGGAGGGGAGGAAAAGUGUGUUUACACAGACGGCAAACUGCCUGGGGAAUCAUCGGGGAGAGGAAGUCAGCCGGCUCUGUGUCUGCCUGCUCCAACUUCCUGCUCAGAAAAAGAAAAAGCCCUGGAUCCUAUUUCAGUCCAGCACAACUGUGUAGACCAGAAGUAAGCAUGGAAAAACAAGGAAUCACACCAGCUUCACCAUAAAGUUUCGCGGAGGGAAAACUCCAAAGUCAGAGAUCGCAGUGGGAAGUGUGGCAGGACUGGGAAAAUGCUCCCCUGCUGUGGGAUCCCCACUCCUCAACAUUUGUCCUUGGAAGUAGAAUAGGAGGAAGUCCUGACUUUGACAGGUAUGGACAGCGCCAUCACUCUGUGGCAGUUCCUGCUGCAGCUGCUGCUGGACCAAAGUCACAAGCACCUGAUAUGUUGGACGUCCACAGACGGAGAGUUCAAGCUCCUGAAGUCAGAGGAAGUGGCCAAGUUGUGGGGGCUACGCAAGAACAAGACCAACAUGAACUACGACAAGCUGAGCAGAGCCCUGCGCUAUUACUAUGACAAGAACAUCAUUAAGAAAGUGAUUGGCCAGAAGUUUGUCUACAAGUUUGUGUCCUUCCCUGAGAUCCUGAAGAUGGACCCUCAGGCGGUGGAGAUGGGCCUGGCUUCUGGAAGGUUUCCUCUCCAGGAAGGAGAAGCCUCAGAGCUGGAGGUAGAGGAGGAGGAAGAAGAGGAAGGGGAGGAGGAGGUCCAGAGGAUGUCCCUGGCAGCGCAGCAAUGUCGGAAUGACUACCUCCGCUCGGGUCUCUACUCCUCCUUCAGUAUCAGCUCCCUGCAGAACCAGCCUGAGCUGCUCCGUGCCCUGCGGGAGCGCCAGGAGGAGCCGCGCUCCGUUAUCCGCUUUGGCACCAACGACAAUGAAAGGAGCUCCCCUCCCUCUGCCAAGCCCGAGUCCUACGUCUCCCCCAAGCUACCCAAACUCCGCUCCCCGUCCUCUCCCCACACCCAACCCGGCCGAGUCUGGAGCCCCAUAGCCAAGGAGGAAGAGGAGGACUCUGACCUGAGUGCUCAGCCCCUUAACCUCUCCUCUGGGCACAGGGAGCGAGCCCUACAGCCUCCUGAGAAGAGGAGCAGUGGUAGAAGUAACUCCACUAGUAGUAGUAGUAACCAAGGAGAUGGACUCCCACCAAAAAGCAAAAAGCCCAAAGCUCUGGAGAUCUCAUCCCCCUCCCUGCUGUUUGCAGGGAGCGACAUCGGCUCCAUCGCUCUCAACAGUCCAGCACUGCCGUCUGGCUCCCUCACUCCUGCCUUCUUCACUGCACAGACUCCCUCUGGUUUGCUGCUGGCUCACAGUCCGCUGUUGUCAGGCAUCCACUUCUGGAGCAGUUUGAGCCCCGUUGCUCCGCUCAGCCCCGCCCGGCUGCAGGGCCACAGCUCCCUCUUCCAGUUCCCCAGCCUAAUCAACGGACACAUGCCUGUCCCCCUGCCAAACCUGGAAGGAACACCCUCCUCCCUGCUCCUGUCCCCCACCGCUCACAAAUCCUGAUCCAGGGUCUGAGAAAACCUCCGAUCUUCAUCCGUCUCUUAUUAUUGUCAUUAUCAUCAGCAGCAGCAGCAGCAGCAGCAGCAGCAGCAGCAAUCUGUUGUCCGUCUUGGUAAAUUUUGCUUUAGAAAAGUCCCACGAGACAGUAUGUGACCUCAGUUUUUUUGCACUUGAGUUGCUUCAGAUUCCAGUGGUUAAAAGCACUUGGUAAAAGCCAUACGCCACGAUGUCUGUGAGACGUCUGGCUUUUUGGGAUAAAGUACAGCACAUUUCGACAUGACCCUGUCCGUGAUGGACAGUAGUGACGUGUAGCUAGCUGCAAAAGGCUAGCCGCUCAUUCUGCGCAGAGAGCUUGAUUGUUAUAAUCUUGUAAAAAAAAAAAAAAAAAAAAAAAUACAUUUACCUUUUCUCCUUAGUGUUCACAAUGUGAAACUGUUUCACUUGUGUGGUAUUUUAUGCACUAUGCUUCUCAGAUAGUACCGGCUGUGCCUUGAUGUCCUAUUUUUCUUUUCCAAAAUCUUUAAAUGAAGACGAGAUUUCAAAUCAAUGAAAAACCUUUAACACUUGUAAUGUUCUUUUUUUUAUACUGGACUUGGUAUACAGUUUGUAUUCUGUAUAAUUUUGUAUUGUGAAGAAUGUCUUGUUAUUUUCAAUAAACAAAGCAUUGAAUGCUUGAA
This is a messenger RNA of Etheostoma spectabile (orangethroat darter), 2348 nucleotides long. Its product is annotated as ETS domain-containing protein Elk-3. The coding region runs from base 487 to 1674 and encodes 395 amino acids. The record is from RefSeq and is a predicted model, not a curated record. Lineage: Eukaryota; Metazoa; Chordata; Actinopteri; Perciformes; Percidae. The transcript is spliced from 6 exons. Gene Ontology annotation, molecular function: sequence-specific DNA binding; DNA-binding transcription factor activity, RNA polymerase II-specific. Gene Ontology annotation, cellular component: nucleus. Gene Ontology annotation, biological process: regulation of transcription by RNA polymerase II; cell differentiation.